This is a messenger RNA of Dinoponera quadriceps, 7881 nucleotides long. RefSeq lists its product as uncharacterized. Gene Ontology annotation, biological process: regulation of transcription by RNA polymerase II. Gene Ontology annotation, molecular function: RNA polymerase II transcription regulatory region sequence-specific DNA binding; protein dimerization activity; DNA-binding transcription factor activity, RNA polymerase II-specific. The coding region runs from base 464 to 7765 and encodes 2433 amino acids. The transcript is spliced from 33 exons. Lineage: Eukaryota; Metazoa; Arthropoda; Insecta; Hymenoptera; Formicidae. The record is from RefSeq and is a predicted model, not a curated record.
GAACGCACGCGCAACGCGGCGCAGCCGCCACCGGACGACGCGGUGCGCUAUGGUAUGCGGCGGUUCCUCGCUGCAAAAAGCAAAGCUCGCCUUUUACGUUUCACCUCGCGCUCGUGAUAACCCCCGCGGACGGUGGGAUAUAAGGUUAUGCCGCGACUCGGCGUACGCGGCGGCGAAUGAUCCGCGGGGCAGUCGGGCCGCGCUUUCGUGGGCGGAGAACGCGAGUGACCGUAAGCGAUGAAAUUUUUAAUUGUACGGUGACACAUUCCUCGGUGAGACACGGGCAGGUGUGUAUGUGUCUUCUCUCUCUCUCUCUCUCUUUCUUCGGAUGUGUGUACACAGCCCCACCAGCUGCAACACUCCGGUCUCCGGUUUCAUCCGGUCGUCGCGGUCUCGUUCGAUCACACGGUGAAACAACGUGUGAUGCGUUGCGAACUGAAAACAAUCUGAGGGAGCUCCCCCGAUGACGGUCGGCAAUACGGAUUAUCAUAAGGCAAGAAAAAUGAGUACCUCUCUGACGUCGCUUCAACCAAAUAGCCAAAGCUUGGAAAGGCAGAAACAUGUCAGGAAAACGACAGAAAGACUUUACAACAGUCUCACCAAAAAGAGGAAGGAUCCAAAGCACACUAACGUUCAAAGAUUGUGGAUAAAUCAAGAAGACUGCAAGGAUGACUUUUGGGCGGCCAUAAGACCUAAUUAUGAUUAUAUUAUGGAUACUAAUUUAAUCGACACUUGCAAGGAAGCAAACGGUGAACUGACAUGGGAUGAGACGGACGUAUCGACACAAUCUUGGAACUUGAAGGAAGUCAGUGGCCAAUUUUCAGAGCUUUAUUCGUGGUUAAGAAUUCUUCAAGAACUGGUCUAUUCUAAGGAAGAAAAUCUCUUAGAUAAGAGCCUUCGUGCAGCUCAUAUGGAGGAGCUACGACGCAAGGCGUACAGACGCAAAUUGUUCAAUGAGCAAGCGGAAAAGUUAAUAUCUCGCGCCCCUGCUUUAAAAGACGAAGUAGCGUGGCGUGUAGAUCACUUGAAUGCGAAAUGGGAACUAGUUGAACAAAUUAUGGCACCCAUAGACCGACCUGUAUCUAGUCAACAAGAUAUAUCUGCAGAUUUCGAACGCGAAGUAAAAUGUCUAAGAAAAUGGUUACGAGAAAUGGAGUCGCGACUUAAACCUCUCAGCUUCCACGUCAAUUGGACUCGGUCGGAACUCGAGGAGAAAGCGGAAGAACACAUGGUACUCCAACGAGACAUAGAGGCGCACGGUCGUAUCGUCAGCUCGGUUGUGAAACUAGGAGACAAAGUUUUCAAGCAACAACAGCAGCAGCGGAAAAAUGAACAAGAACAACACCAAGAGCAGCAACAACAACAACAUUCUCCGCAACCUCCUUUGGAGACAGUGAGAUCAUUGGAACGGCGUUGGCAUCAUCUGUUUCUACGGGCUUUGGAAUGGCAGUGUCACAUUGAAGCUCUUGCGUCUCACAUAAGAAACAAGAACGUCGUGCCUUACCGCAGCGACAGCGACGAGGAACCAGUCACGAAACAGCCUCGUCUCAGCCGCGGACGAUCGCGCGGCUCCGGAACGGAAUCCCCGCCGAGUCAGUCGGCUCGCUCGGCGCGCAGCGCGAGGCGCGUCGUCGGACGCUCGCGAUCCGAGUAUUGGGACCGUCCGGUCUCCGCGAGGACCACCGACCUAUCCGACAGCGAGGUCUCUUCCGAGAACCGAUCCGUCGGCGAGGGAUCGUACUUCGAGGAUGAAUUACGUGAGCUGUGUGUGAUGGACACGAGGUCCGACGAACUGGAGAAACAAGAAGGCACGUAUCUCGUCGCGUCUAUCCUGGAGGAUCGUGGGGAGGAGGGUGACGUCGAGGAAAGCGGAGUAAGCGACAACGAGCAGCACGACAUGCCACCUACACCGGACACCGUGCCGAUAACCACGUCGACGCAGGCGAUGCAGGAGACGUGCGACGAAAUCGACGCGGCGGGUGCCGUGCAAAUCGAGAGCGCCGAAAAGUCGAGCAACAGUCUUCGGACGAGCGAAUUUACGAAACGUCGCGGGCCAACGGACGAAGUUGCUUCGUUCAACACGUCCGACAGAAAGUCGAAGAACUGCGCUACCUUCUACUUCAAGCAUCUCGACACCGACUCCGAGGCGGACGGCGGUCAGCCGAUCCAGGAAUCGCCCAACGCGGCGGACGAUUCCUCCGAGGAGGAGUGGACGUACACUUCCUCCCGCCGAGAUAGCUCCGUCGUUUCGGAGCAGCGAAAAACGAACGUGGUGGUCCGUCUAGAUUUCGACGAGAGCCCAGGCGUCGACGUGUCGUCGGGGAAUAUGCGUUUCGCGCGGGAAACGAGCGGCGCGAGCAGCGCGAAAGAGAUGGGACAGGCCCGCGAGUGCGAUGCUCAGCAGAAAGACAGCGACGACGAGAGGAGGAACGACAAGUCGAGGAUUCAGAGGUUGAUCAAGGAAGUGGAGAACCUGAUCGGCGAGGAGAGGCAUACGGUCGCCUCGCGCACCUUCCCGCCGUUGGUGUUCGAGAAGAAGGACAUUACGAAUAAUCAUCGAGUUAAGUACGCCCGCGUGAAGGAAUGGCUGAAAUUGAACGCGGCCAGAGGCCAUGAGGGCAGGUCACAGCCAUUAGAUAGCUGCGAUGCCAGCGGUGAAUACACAACGGAGGAAUCCGACGGGGAAAGGCAGUCGAUAUCGUCGGACGAUUUGCAGAGUAGCGUCGCGACUUAUCGCCGAUUCGAAGGCGCUGUCGCUCACAUGUCGCCGUCCAUGUCGCAAGAAAUAUUUGAUUUCAUCGAGAAAACGCCUGUCAACGAGACGCCUCCCUCUAACGUGGCGUUAGAUUCGAGUACACCGAAGGUCGUAAUGCGUUCUAAACAAAAGGCGAAAGGAUCUCGGCCGUGGAGCGUGUCUUGUAUUUCUCAGAUCGGGGAUAAUCCUAAUUUGGCGCAAAUAAACGAUCCAAUUUCGCAGUUUUCCAUAUCUGAGACUGCGCUUCAUCAGUUGGUCGCAACUCCGCCCACCAAAUCUGUAUCCUUGGAUGCUGCAGGACCACGGAAAUCGUUUAACAAUUCGACGUCCACUUUGUUAGAGGAGUCUAUUAUUUGUUCCGAUGCUCGCGCAGUUAGAAAUAUCUCAUUCCGCAGGAAGAAAAACCGAUUGCGAAAGAAAACUUUGGGCCGUAAGAGCGAGUCUAGUUCGGAAAGCGCGCACGCCAAUCAUCAUUCGGCGGGAAGCGACGGCAGCACGAAUCAACAGCGUUCAUCUCGCAAGACGAAUCCAGGUCGCACGAUGCACGCGUUCUCGAAAGACUGCCACGAUCGUUCGACGACUCUCGUCAAAUCGGGAUCUUUCUCGGGCUGCACGGUCCAUCAACAGUUGCACGUGGAGAAGGCGCUCGCGAAUAAUCCUACGCCGUUUAGGCUGCUCUGCUGCAAGUCGGUCGCCUCCACGUCCGAGACCGAAGGCGAAGAUAAUAAUAAUUGUGUCCAAGGACAUUUCACUUACGAUAAUAAUCUGCUGACCACUGUGCUAAACAAGGAACUGAGCAAUCAGCAGUUGAAUAUGGACAGCGACGUGGAGAUGAACAGUCUCGGCAAUAAUUCCUUCUCCGAGCAGGCUUGGGAUAAUUAUCAGGAGAAAUAUAUGAGCGAGACUUAUAGCGAAGCGCCGGAUGUGGAGACCGCCCGGCGAUUGUUGGAUUUUGGAGAUGAUUAUCGAAACUUCCUCGAUAGCCAGUCGGACUGCGCGUCCAGUAUAAGCGCGAUUCCUGCCAGUUCACCACUGCCUAAAAUUCGCACAUAUCAUGAAAUCGGCGACCACGACAGUGACGAGGAAGAUACGAGAAAGAAAGAUACGAGAAAUAUACGUAAUGUCGUAGAAAAUUCGCAAUCGCAGCUUAAACACGCCGAGGAUUGUUUUGUUGAAUCCAACGGCGUGAUUCCUGCAGAAUUCGCUGAAGUGGAGUCCGCGUGUAAAGAAAACUUAGGGUGUUUGCAGGCUGUGUUGGAAUCGCCGAACGGAUACUGUCGAAAUGAAAAAUAUUUGAAGCAAGUUCGCGGUAUAAUCGAGAGAUGGGAGACCUUGGCGUCGCGAGUCGAAAUGGCCAACGCUUUUCGCGAACUGACCGCCAUACGGACGGAGUUCCAAGCGACGAACGAUCGACUGAUCGAUUACAAGAUCAUUUGGGAGCAGCCGCACGAGCUCGACGGUCGUAUUAACGGAAUCACUGCCGAGCUGACUGUUCUGAAAGACCGCAAGGCGGCGAUGCUCGCGUUGGAAACCUCCGCGAAGCCACUGAUCGCCGAUCUCAGUGCCUCUGCGCCAUUGAUCUACACAGCCCUUAAGGACGGCUUGGAGGAUCUUCGUAAGAUAUGCGACGACACCUUCCAAAAAUAUAACCAGCGGCUGUGCUCUUUGCAAGCCGUACAGCAAUACAGCACACGCUGGGCGGAAUUCCAGUCCACUCUGCAGAGGGACAAAGACACAUUGGCGGUCCUAGACGCAGACCUGCAAGCGGGCGCCACCUCGGAGGUUGCCUCUUCCGUCCGUCACGUUGCCUGGCUUCUGUCCAAUAAACAAAACACCAAUUGUCAGAGCAACAUGAUGUUGAACGACGCGACGACCGAGGAGAUGCACUGCGGGUCUCUCUUGAAAUUUGCCGACGCGUCCACGAGUAAUCUUACGCAGGAGGGUGGGUCUCUCUCCGACAGCGGGAUCUCCGACAGCGGAAGCGAGCAGGAAUUGAGCGAACGGGAACGCAGGCUGGUCGCUCUUGAGCUACUGACGAAGAGCCUGCAGAAACAAUUGGCACCGGACAUCACCUGCACAGACCUGAUCGAGCUGAACGAGAGGAUCGAGGGUGCCAAGGGCGAGCUUCGCGAUCUGCAGAAGCAGUGUCAGGAGCUCGUCAUGCGUACGACCACAACGGCGAGCGUCGACGCGCGUGCCGCCAAGCGAACGGCCAGCCAAGUUCAUCACUUCGCUGAGUAUCGAGACGACGCGCUCUGCUGGACAGACAGGAAACCGUCCAUGGACGACGUCGGAAAUCCUACCUCCGUCAACGCACGAUUUGAGGAGAGACACUACGCUUUCGAAAGCAUCUUGGAGUUGCGCAAGGAGAAGAGCAGGGACGCGGCGAGGUCGCGACGGGGCAAGGAGAACUUCGAGUUCUACGAGCUCGCGAAGAUGCUCCCCCUGCCGGCGGCCAUCACCUCCCAGCUGGACAAGGCAUCCAUAAUAAGACUAACGAUUUCGUAUCUCAAGCUCCGCGACUUCUCCAGCCACGGCGACCCGCCGUGGUCCCGCGACGGUCCCCCGCCCAUCAAGUCCGUCAAAGGUGCGAACCGGGUCAGAUCGUCGACCAGCACAGCGAUAGAUCAUUUUGAAAUUCAUCAAGGUACCCACAUAUUACAGUCCCUGGACGGCUUCGCGAUGGCUGUCGCGGCUGAUGGCAGAUUCCUGUACAUAUCCGAGACCGUUUCCAUAUAUCUCGGCCUCUCACAGGUAGAAAUGACGGGGUCGAGCGUUUUCGAUUACGUCCAUCAGCAAGAUCACGCCGAGGUCGCGGAACAACUCGGCCUUGGGCUCGCGUCGUCGUCCAGCACGCCGGGCCCGCACUCGUCGAAUUCUGGCCUAGCCUCGCCGAGCAGCGCCGCGUCGGAAGAGCACGGCUCGUCCUCCACCGCGAAUCCCGACGUGUCCUCGGUAAUGUCGCUAUCGGCGACCGGACUUUACAAGGGAUACGACCGGGCGUUUUGCGUCAGGAUGAAAUCCACUCUGACGAAGAGGGGCUGUCACUUCAAGUCGUCCGGUUAUCGGGUCGUGCUGCUGCUGUGUCGUUUGAGGCCGCAGCUCAUAUUUAGCCAUACGAGGAAGACCGCGCCACCUCUGAUGGGUAUGAUCGGUCUGGCCAUCGCGCUCCCGCCGCCGAGCGUGCACGAGAUCCGUCUCGAGACCGACAUGUUCGUCACACGAAUCAGUUUCGACUUUCGGAUAGCACAUUGCGAACCAAAGGUUUCCGAAUUACUGGACUACACGGCCGACGAAUUAACGGGGAAGAAUCUCUACACGCUGUGUCACGGCGAGGAUGCGAACCGUCUACGGAAGUCCCACAUAGAUCUGAUCCACAAAGGGCAGGUAUUGACACAUUACUAUCGACUGAUGAACAAGAGCGGCGGGUACACGUGGCUGCAGACGUGCGCCACCGUCGUGUGCAAUUCGAAAAAUGCCGAGGAGCAAAAUAUCAUUUGCGUCAAUUACGUCAUAAGCGGCCGAGAGUACGAAAACUUAAUAAUGGACUGCUGCCAGCUGGAGGACGGCGUCACCGGCGUGAAGAGGGAGGACACGGCCGGGAACGAUCCGGAGAACGGGUCGCCGGACGCCGACCGAGGAGAGGGUCGUAGUCGAGGCGGCCCUGCGAAUCAGCACCAGGAACAGUCCCACCGGUCGCCGGCGGAGGAGCGGGAGGAGAGUCACGGCUCGGAGAGCGAGAAGCAGCGGGGCAGCAGGCACCACGACAACAUGGCGCAGCUGCAACAGGACUCGCAGACGGCGGUCGGGAACAUCGGCACGCUCGUGGUGAGGCUGCGCGCGAGCGGGCACAAGCGGAAGAUACCCGCGGACGACGAGAGCAGCUCGAACGAGGAGGACGACGAGGAGGACGGGGCGAGCACGGCGAAGGAAUCCGGGAGCAACGAGAGGAGCCGCGCGCUCAGCCCCGCCGCCUCCACCCACUCGAUCUCGACGACCGAGCAAACCCUCUGCUCGACGACGAGCCCCAAGUCCCGUCGCACCGGCGAGCCCGUCUCCACGAGACUCGACAGCAGCAACAGCAACACCGAGAGCACCGGCACCUCGGUGAAGGAUCUCGAGCAGGCGAUGUCGAAGCAUCUGCCGGUGAGCUCGCUGACGAAAUCGAACUCACCGGCGACCCUCCACCAGCCGACCGACUUCAGCACGGACGCCCUGCUGAAGCAGCAGCAACAACGGAGCACGAUACAGUGGAUAGGUGCCCACCAUCACCACCACCUGGGCCACCUGAGCCCGCAACAGUCGACCGCCGCUCCUUUACCCGCCUCCGCCCUCCUCCGGCAGCUCUACGCGAACCGGGAGAGCGUGAUACGCGCGAACGUCCACGGGAUCACGUCGAGCGGCGGCGGUGCGCGCGCCCCCUCGUCCGCCGGCAUCUACUACCCGGGCGAGACCGCGCCGAACGCCGGCCCGCUGCCGACCCCGCCGGGCUCCGAGGGCUCCAGCACGUACGGCGAGCACCAGUUCGUGCUGGCCGCCGCUCACAAUCAGAAGCCCACCGCCGGCAACUGCGCCGCCGACGCCUUCACCAGCCUGGUCUCCUCGUACACGACCGCCACCGGCGGUUACUCCGUGGACUACCACUCCGCGAUGACGCCGCCCUCGUCGGUCUCGCCCCGGGACAAGCAGCAGCAGCAACAGCAGCAGCAGCAGCAACAGCAGCAGCAGCUUCAUCCCGUGAUAAGUAGCUACGAGAGCUCGUCGGCGUACGCGGAACCGGCGGUGCUGCGUCACCAGUACGAGCCGGCCCAGCCGUUACCGUUGAAGCCCCAGGUGUACUCGGCCACUGUUCAUCCGAGUGCCUUAGACGCCGCGGCGGCGUACGCAUCGGCCGGCCUCACCGCCGAACAGCCGCAAUUCUACCAUCAUCCGGCCGGCACCGCCGGCUUCCACAUCUACCAUCCGACUAACAAGUCGACGGCGAACGGCUGGUACACCUCGGCUUCCUAGUGGCACCACCACUACCAGCAGUAGGGCCAGCCCUUUCAGAGAACGGCCACCGUGUGUGUGGACGCGUGCGACGGGGAACGCGUGUACUUAAAGCAACUGUAAUUAAAAGAGACCCC